Molecule: messenger RNA, 4746 nt
Organism: Ostrea edulis (European flat oyster)
Lineage: Eukaryota; Metazoa; Mollusca; Bivalvia; Ostreida; Ostreidae
Exons: 17
Coding region: 98-4657 (1519 amino acids)
Biological process (GO): protein phosphorylation
Molecular function (GO): ATP binding; protein kinase activity
Source: RefSeq, a predicted model, not a curated record
UUGAAACUGAAAGUAAGCGUUAAUGAUCCAUAUGUCGUUCCAUAGGAAGAAUAGGCCGAUGGCAAUUGAUUCCCAAAAGGGUAAUUGAAGUACCACAAUGGCUACUGGGCCAGAUGCUGCUGGUCGCUCCAGAUUUGCAAAGCUCGGAAUGGCAAUAAACGAAGUUCUAACACAGACGUACAGAGACAUUCUAGAGAAAGAGGUAUCUCCUAAUCAUGUUUAUAACAGCGUGAGGUCAUCACCAAUUUAUUCACAUAUCCGUAGUGACCAAGAACUUCUUUUGAGAAAUGCUAGAUCUUCAGGAUAUGACGAUUUUGACAUUACCCUGCUGUACACAUUGCUAAGAAACAUUUGUUCAAAGAUUCCUCACCCAACUAAAGGUUGGGGUGGGAGUACCCUCCCUGCUGCAGGAGAUCAAACUGUGGGCGACGACAUCGAAAGGAUAAGAUUAAUCCGUAACUCUGUGUAUGGACAUUCCAAUUCAGCGUCCAUUUCACAAGCGGAAUUCGAUAAAAACUGGUCAUUGAUAGAUGAGGUGUGUCGCAGACUACAAUCUUAUUGUGGAAAAAACUAUAUGAAAAGCCUUAAAAACAUUGAGACGCAGUGUUUGGAAGAAGAACACGAGGAAGCAGUCAUAGGAAAACUUAAAGAAGAGUGCGAGAAGCAUAAAUCGAUUGGAGAUCGACUCACAUCUCUAGAGGAAGCUGUGAAAGAAGCAACGGUUUCAGGAAGAAAAGGAAAUCGUCUUCAGUGGUUUAGAAUUCGUAUAAAAGCCAAUGAAUCCUCAAAACAAAAGGAUGUAGACACAUAUACAGAAAUGAUAAAGGACACUUUAAACUCAAUGAUUGAGGCUAUCAAUAAAACGUCAACGGAAGAAGAUAUAUGUGAUCUACAGGACAGUUUUGAACAAUACGUCCAGGGAGUUUCAUGUGAGGAUGAUAAAGAAUCUACCUUUCAUUUACUUGGAAAGAUGAAGAAGAAAAUCCACUGGUUUGCAAAUAUACACCCAGAGACACAGAUUACUGUACUUAAAAGAUUUUUGAAUUUUUUGUUAGAACUCAGAAGGAAGUACGGUGUAGAUAGCGUCCACUGUAAGACCGGAAGUGUCCUUUUGCAAUUGACCUUUGGAACAGAGGUCGGAUACUUUAGGUUUCUGGAUGAUCUAAAGAAGGGAAUUGUGGAUCAGAGAUUGAUCUGUAUAUUUGUUGAUUUAGAUCUCCUUUCUACAGUCGGCCUGAUGAGGGAAGAAAUCUCCAUCUCUAUAACAGAUAUCAUCAGUGAAGAAGAUGUGGCAGCUACCGAGAAAACGGAAGCGGAAACAACAGACAUACAGUUAGCUCCUGAAAAAACGGAAGCGGAAACAACAGACGUACAGUUAGCUCCCGAGAAAACGGAAGCGGAAACAACAGACAUACAGUUGGCUCCUGAGAAAACGGAAGCGGAAACAACAGACAUACAGUUAGCUCCCGAGAAAACGGAAGCGGAAACAACAGACAUACAGUUAGCUCCUGAGAAAACGGAAGCGGAAACGAAGACAAUGGAAACAACACCUCCAGUGUCAAUGUCAAGUGACACACCCUCCAAGGAAGACGUGCUGGGUAUGGAUUUGAAUGGACUCUGUGAAAUAUUGGAGGAAAUGGGUGUCGAUUAUUCCUCUUUAGAAGACCUGGAGGAAAUUCGAGAUCUAGUACUGAAAUCUGUCGAUGAACAGAAUGCAUCAGUCUCUGAGAGCAGAAAGUCACAGGCCUCUAGCGAAGUCAUGAGGCGGAUCCUUGAAAGAGAUGCUGAAGUGAGAAAUAUAGUGGCGGAUCUGUACUCCUCACUAUUGGACAUGCUGAAGAUGAAACAGUUUGAGAAAAAUCUUGGUGAAGAGAUGACCAAAGAAUAUAAUGGGUACAUCAACACAAUACAGACAUACAGGACACAGCUAGAGAGACGACAUUGUCCCAUUGUCGUGGCUGGAGAGACAGGGGCUGGUAAAUCGUCCUUGCUGAACCUCAUUAUGGGAGAGCAUGUCCUUCCGCGACAGGUCCUUAGUUCCACGUCCACCAUUUGUCAAAUUUUCAACAGCGACACCAAGCGAGCGGAAGUGAUAAAAAAGAAUGGUGAGACAAUUGUUCUUGAUGAUGUAACAGAGGUGACACUUUCCAAGUACGUCAGCGUGGACCGCUCUGGGAAGUCAGAUGAACGAUACACACGAGUAGACGUAUACUGGCCUCUACCAAUGCUGCAGGAAUAUGCUACCAUCGUGGACACUCCCGGUAUUGGAGAAAGUGACGAAAUGACUGACUUAGUCCUGGACUUUUUAACAGAGGCGGUAGCUUUUAUCUACGUCAUCAACACGUCAAACGCCGGAGGAGUGCAGAAAGAUCGGAAAUCAUGGGUCCCACGGACUGUCUGUUGUCGGUCUCAGCUUCGGCUUGUGAGAAUAUUUGAAGAACAAAAGGAAUUCGAAAAGAAAGGUCGUCUGCAGCAAUUUGAUCCCGAGAGCGCCAUCUUUGUCUGCAACAAGUGGGACCAAGUUCCUCCAAAUGAAGAAAGAGGAGUUUGGGAGGACAUAACAAAGAAGAUUAAAGCUCACUGGCCAACUAGACGAGACAUGGACAUCACAAGGCAGAUGUUCAAGAUGUCCACCACCGAGGAUAUCAGACGAAGCAAAGCUGGACUUGGUUACACAGAAAAAUUCAAAUCCCUUCUUUCUGGUAUUGAUCAGUUAAUCAGCGCCAGCCUGGAGCGAAGAGUCAGCAGACAUGUAAACUGGCUGCAAGCUUUCCUGGACAGACUUCUCGUUAAAGUGGUUGCCAGAAUAAACGCCACAAGAAAGAAUCAGGAGGAGAAAGACCAGAUGAAAAAUGAGGUGGAAAGAAGACUCAGGACUCUGAAAGAAGAAACCGAGGACGUAAAAAUGAGAAUGGAAUCAGCAGCAGAAUUAAAAUGCAAACAUAUAGCAAAGAACUUGACAGAACAUCUGAUCAGUCAGGAAACCAAAAAUAGAAUGUUCCGAUGGCAUAUUGAUGAACUACCAAAUGACAACGAUUUGGAUCUCAUAAGAUACAAAGCAAAACAAAUGAUCCUGGAUAAAAUCAACUGCGAGGUCGCCCGCUGGUGUCAGGAAAACGACAUUGCCGAAACUUCCUCUCAGCUCUUUGAUCUUUUCAUGCAAGAGUGUAAGCUGAUCAAGGGGAGCUACACAGAGAUAGACCUGAUCAUUCAGGGCAUACAACCCCCUAUUGCUGAUGGCAACGUCCCACAGGCACCCGAGACAUCCUCUGAUUUUGAUGCCACAAAAUCUGCCACAAUUUUCCCGCUUCAGGAACGAAUUGCAUUGGUGGCGUUUGCGCCCCUCUGGCUGCCGUUGGUGAUCGGAGCUAGCGUUUUAGCACUCCCAGUGGCUGUAGGCAUGCUCAUUAAAGACGUCAUAGAGGAGAAAAGGAAGAUUAAAAAUUACAGAGAAAACAAAGAAACAUACGUUCUAAAAUGGGCCGAGGAUGAACUGAAAGCUUAUAAUACAGACCUAGUGUUCAGUGGUCUACAGCAAACAUACUUAAGGAAUUUCAUGUCCAGCAUAACACAGGUCUGUGAUGAAAUUAUUCCCAAACAAAUCGAAGCAGACGAACAGCUUAUAGAAAACAUAGUAAAGGAAAAUAGAGAUUCACGAACUGUCAGACAGGAGUACUCGCCGAUAGAGAAGAGGUGUAAGGAUAUCAUUGGGGAACUGCUUUAUGCUAAAAUGACACAUCUGUCGGAUUGCCAACCACGCAUCCUUAAAGAAUAUGAGGAAAUCGGAAGUGGUUCAUAUUCUACAGUUCUGUCAUGUGAUGCAGAAUUUGGAAACAGAACAAUAAAAUGUGCAGUAAAGAAAAUGACGUCAAACUUACAUAAAGAUAUGUACUUGCAGCUUACAGAAGUUGAGAAUUUAAGAAAAUUCCAACAUCAAAACAUCGUCUUCUGUUAUGGCGUCUCCAUCGACAGGAACCAACAUGGAUCAAGCCAUCUGAAUGUGUUUAUGGAAUUAUGUGACUGUUCAUUGGAAGACCUAAUCCUCUGUUACAAACAUCCCAUAAAGUUGUGCAAGUGCAACACAGACCGCCGAAAAACGUGUCAUUUAUUCAAAGAGAGUGAAAGAAAAAGUCAGGAGUUUUUGGAUUCGUGGAUGUUCUUCUUAAACAUGUUGAAAGGCGUGUUGAACGGUUUAGUCUUCCUUCACGACAGUGGGUUUGUGCACAGAGACCUGAAACUGACAAAUGUUUUGGUUAAAGACAACAUUGCAAAGAUAGCAGACAUUGGGUUAUCUAAACCGCAAAAUCUCCUAACUGGUACUAUCAUAGGAACUCCUGUUGCCAUGGCUCCAGAAGUAUUUCAGGGGCGGAUAUACGAUAAAUCAGCGGACAUCUUCAGCCUCGCUAUCAUGAUUUGGGAAAUGUGGUACGGUAGAAAGGUUUUUAGUGAGGAGAUGUAUGCUGACGUCAUCAAAAGCGUGCUGAACGUUAAGGAACAUGUGGUGGGAGGGGCACGCCCCUUAUUUAGUGAGAAAUAUCCACCCGUUCAGGAAAUACGAGACUUUAUCACGGAUUGCUGGGCGGCGGAGCCAGACAAGAGACCGGAAGCACGUGAUUUAUUAACACGACUCAAACAAAUAGCGGACAGCCUGUCAUGAUGUCUAAUAGCAAUGGAGAAUAAAUUGGAACCAAUAAUGUGGAAUGCAGUAUAUAUAAAUGAUAUGAGUAAAAAUAUUUCACAAGUUCA